Aureococcus anophagefferens is the source of this 297-nucleotide messenger RNA. It is a transcript of the gene SelK, whose product is annotated as selenoprotein. Gene Ontology annotation, cellular component: endoplasmic reticulum membrane; Golgi apparatus. Gene Ontology annotation, biological process: endoplasmic reticulum calcium ion homeostasis; calcium ion transport. The record is from RefSeq and is a predicted model, not a curated record. The annotation marks the transcript as partial. Lineage: Eukaryota; Pelagophyceae; Pelagomonadales; Pelagomonadaceae. The transcript has a single exon.
AUGGUCUACCUCCGCGCCGACGGCACGGUCGUCGAGAAGCGCUCCAUGUGGCGCCUGUCCAUCGUCCCCGACUUCCUCUGGGGCGUCGUCGACUUCUUUUGGCUCUUCGUGAGCACGCUGAUCAACCCCCAGAGCGAGCACAACUCCCUGCGACCAAAGCGGAGCUCCGGCGGCGCGACGGGCCGCGGCGGCGGCGGCGGCCGGCCCGGCGGCUCCGGCGGCGGCGCGCGCAAGGUCAAGGGCCUCAAGGACUGCUCGUCGUCGAGCAUGUCCGCCGCCGGCGCGGGCGGCUGAGGC